Messenger RNA from Dipodomys ordii (Ord's kangaroo rat), 1567 nucleotides. RefSeq names its product phospholipase C, delta 1 (gene Plcd1). The transcript has 9 exons. The record is from RefSeq and is a predicted model, not a curated record. Bases 47 to 1567 code for a protein of 506 amino acids. Gene Ontology annotation, molecular function: phosphatidylinositol-4,5-bisphosphate phospholipase C activity; calcium ion binding. Gene Ontology annotation, biological process: phosphatidylinositol-mediated signaling; lipid metabolic process. NCBI's taxonomy places the organism in Eukaryota, Metazoa, Chordata, Mammalia, Rodentia, Heteromyidae.
GGCCUGUCCGGUCGCACCCUCCUGCAGCCACGUCUCCCCCCUCGGUAUGGACGCUGGCCGCGACUUCCUGACCCUGCAUGGCCUGCAGGAUGACCGUGACCUACAGGCGCUGCUCAAGGGUGGGCAGCUGCUGAAGGUCAAAUCGGGCUCCUGGCGGCGAGAGCGCUUCUACAAGCUGCAAGAGGACUGCAAGACCAUCUGGCAGGAGUCGAGGAAGGUCAUGCGGACGCCCGAGUCCCAGCUCUUCUCUAUUGAGGACAUCCAGGAGGUGCGCAUGGGACACCGCACCGAGGGCCUGGAGAAGUUCGCCCGUGACAUCCCGGAUGAUCGCUGCUUCUCCAUCGUCUUCAAGGACCAGCGCAGCACGCUGGACCUCAUCGCCCCCUCCCCGGCUGAUGCCCAGCACUGGGUACAGGGGUUACGGAAGGUCAUUCACCACUCGGGUGCCAUGGACCAGAGGCAGAAGCUACAGCACUGGAUCCAUUCCUGCUUGCGGAAAGCGGACAAGAACAAGGACAACAAGAUGAGCUUCAAGGAGCUGCAGAACUUUCUGAAGGAACUGAACAUUCAAGUGGACGACAGCUACGCCCGCAAAAUCUUCAGGGAAUGUGAUCACUCUCAGACUGACUCCCUGGAGGAUGAGGAGAUAGAGGCCUUCUACAAGAUGCUCACCCAGAGGGAGGAGAUCGAUCGCACCUUUGCCCUGGCUGCUGGGUCCGGAGACACGCUGUCUGUGGACCAGCUGGUGGCCUUCCUGAGACACCAGCAGCGGGAGGAGGCAGCGGGGCCAGCACUGGCUCUGUCUCUCAUCGAGCGUUACGAGCCCAGUGAGACAGCCAAAGCCCGCCGGCAGAUGACCAAGGACGGCUUCCUCAUGUACCUGCUCUCUGCGGACGGCAGUGCCUUCAGCCUGGCACACCGGCGCGUCUACCAGGACAUGGGGCAGCCACUCAGCCACUACCUCGUGUCAUCCUCGCACAACACCUACCUGCUGGAGGACCAGCUGACCGGGCCCAGCAGCACCGAGGCCUAUAUCCGUCCCCAUGGUCUCCAGGAAGACAAGGUCAGGCUGGCUCCAGAACUUUCUGACAUGGUCAUCUACUGCAAGAGUGUCCAUUUUUCGGGCUUUGCCAACCCCGGGACCAAUGGGCAGGCGUUUUAUGAGAUGGCCUCCUUCUCGGAGAACCGCGCCCUGCGCUUGCUCCAGGAGUCAGGCAAUGGCUUCGUCCGCCACAAUGUGGACCACCUGAGCAGAAUCUACCCUGCCGGCUGGAGGACGGAUUCCUCCAACUACAGCCCGGUGGAGAUGUGGAACGGGGGGUGCCAGAUAGUGGCCCUGAACUUCCAGACGCCUGGGCCAGAGAUGGAUGUCUACCAGGGCCGUUUCCAGGACAACGGGGCCUGCGGGUAUGUGCUGAAGCCUGCUUUCCUGCGGGACCCCAGCACCACCUUCAACUCCCGCGCCCUGACUCAGGGGCCUUGGUGGGCCCCGAAGCGGCUGAACAUCAGGGUAUGGCUAGAUUCCGAGGGACAGGUGCCCCCUGGAUCUUUCCUUCCUACUUUAUGA